This is a messenger RNA of Pichia membranifaciens NRRL Y-2026, 1835 nucleotides long. RefSeq lists its product as hypothetical. The record is from RefSeq and is a predicted model, not a curated record. The coding region runs from base 58 to 1698 and encodes 546 amino acids. Gene Ontology annotation, cellular component: Rpd3L complex; Rpd3L-Expanded complex. The transcript has a single exon. Gene Ontology annotation, biological process: negative regulation of silent mating-type cassette heterochromatin formation; negative regulation of rDNA heterochromatin formation. NCBI's taxonomy places the organism in Eukaryota, Fungi, Ascomycota, Pichiomycetes, Pichiales, Pichiaceae.
CGUGGUCAAACCACUCUCCCCCGCUUAUAUUACUUGUCUACUACCCUCUGCGCUGCAAUGUCCUCACGCAGAUCAAGAAGAGCACACUCAACGCAGCCGAAAUACGCAACUGAAGACUUCGAGAUGGAUACCGAUUUCGACUCGUACAACAACAACAACGAUAUCACGGGAUCAGCUUCCAAACGCUCAUCCCGGGCCCGGACUGACGAACCAGACUCACAUCGCCGAGACAGUCGCAGCCAGGAUCCGGAGCAAGAGCAAGAACAGAAGCCGGAUCAGGACCUUGAUGAUAUCAAUGAAGUUGAGGAGGUGACAAGAUGCAUCUGUGGAUCGGACGACUUGUACGUUCCGAAGAACAGCCACGAAGAAUUCGACAAUGUGGAUCCAGGUUUUUUUAUUCAGUGUGAAAUCUGUGCUGUCUGGCAGCAUGGAUACUGUGUUGGCAUUAAAGACGAGGAAAACGCCCCGGAGAAAUACUGGUGUGAGCAAUGCAAGCCAGAAAAUCAUACCUUAUUCACAGACAGAUUUGGAAUUCGAAGGAGUAAAUACGACCCAACCCAUGAGAAUGCUGGAAAUAGCUCAUAUUCUUCUUCCGCCUCGAUGAACAGCCAGAAAAAAAGUCUCAAAAGAAAGAAUGGUAGGUUCGUCUCUACAAAAGCUGAGAACCCAGAAUCCGCAGAUGAUCUCAAUGAAGUUAAAAAGGAAAGGAAACCGUCUGAAGUUAAAGCAAUAGAGAACGAAGAAUCUACAGAAAACCACAACAAUGACCACGAGAUGUCCCAGAAUGAGGAAGAAUACGAAGAUGACGAUGGACAUCGAAGGAAACAUAGAAAAAGGUCCUCCUAUAGCUAUAGAGACUAUAACUACGAAGAAAUGUUGAAAAAAGCAUUGGAGGAAAGCGCCAAGGAGAGUGGGGUUGUUCCUGAAGAAGUGAACAUAAGUUCAAGUGAAGGACCAGGAGGAGUACGGGAAACUCGCACCACAAGCUUGAGAAAGAAUAGAGCCAAACUUCACGACGAUAUAUCAUUGACAGCUCCUGAGAACGAAGACAGCAACCCAGAGACAGAAUCAGAGCUGCCAAAGGUUGAUGAUGGCUCCACAAAAACCGAUACCGAAUUGACCGAAGUCAAGCCCGAAAAGGUAGAAAUUUAUAAGAAGCCAAAAAUUGAAGAAAGACGUCGUGCUAGAGACCCAAAGAGAACUAGACCCCGGAGAACUACAUCAGCCACAAGCGCUUCCAAUGAUGAACACGAGGAGGACAAUGAUGAUAGAUCUGAUGCAAAAUCUGUAUCCACAAAGGCGUCCAGCAGUUCUUUUAACUCAAAAAAUACAACUAACCCAAACACAAACUCUAUUUCUUCAACGCCAAAACGUAGUAGUGCCAAGAGAGAAAAGAAGGAUUCAAAACCCCCCGCAACUGAUGACAAGCCUUUUAGAGCUAAUAUACCUAGCGCAAGAAUUAGCAUGAAUGAAAUGACUCGUCGGAUAUUUUCCAUAAUGGAUUUUGUAUCGAACAUUCAAAUCAAUUUGAGCAACGAAGAAGAAUUCAAAAACAAUCUUUUCAAGAUGAAUGAUUCUGAGCUUACACAAGAAAUAACGGAGUUGAAAAGCACCUUGAUAGGGUGCUAUAAUGAUUCCAUAGAUCAAUUAGACCAAUUGACAAACCUACUAAAUACGUGGCAAAACAACCAUGCCUAAUUAUUCGUUUGAACCUGGUACGGUUUAUUUUUUUUCAUCUGUAAAUCUUAUAUUAAUAAAGCUGUAUUAUUUAAUUGCUACUUUUUUUAGCUAGACUGAGAAAGGCUCUCUAUUCUUAGAGUAAUUGCCGCAAGCGU